Diuraphis noxia (Russian wheat aphid) is the source of this 603-nucleotide messenger RNA. RefSeq lists its product as uncharacterized. The record is from RefSeq and is a predicted model, not a curated record. NCBI's taxonomy places the organism in Eukaryota, Metazoa, Arthropoda, Insecta, Hemiptera, Aphididae.
AUGCAGACACAAAUAUCGGAUAGACAAAUGCCAACUUCGUCAAUCGAAGAACAGUCAUCAAGAUAUCAAGUAAGUUUACCAGAUAGUACGGACAUAGGAAAUUUUAUUAAUGAAACUGCAGAUGAUUUUACUAAAUCAUUAAUAGUUAAAAGAAGUAAUAUCCCUGCAUCAAAUUUUAUUUUUCCUUUUUCAACUCACAUAAAAAMAGGGAAAAUURAAAAACGGUACGUGCGUGUCAAUCAUUUCGAGAAAUACUCGUGGUUAGAAUACUCGAAGGUUAAACAUGGAUUGUUUUGUAAAACGUGUGUAUUAUUUCUGACUUCAAGUCUUGGUGGUAUGCAUAMGACACAACCAUUAAAAACAUUAGUAACUGAGCCCCUAAACAAGUAUGCUAAAUUGCUAGGUAAAGCUGGAGCUUUGGAUGUGCACAAUAAUACAAUUUAUCAUAAGAAUGCCGCUCAACAAGCAAUUGAUUUUCUAACCACAUACUCGGAACCAUCUAAAGAAAUAAUAAAUAUAUUACAUUCGAAAAGAAAUGAAGAAAUAUUAGAAAACAGAGCUCGAUUACGGCCAAUUAUUGAUAGUAUUAUAUUUUUGGGGUGA